AUGUGUAAUCACUUGAUUUUCUACACGAAAAAUUUACUUGUUGCGCUGGAAAAAGACAACCACGCGAUCACUGAUACGGUCGUUGCCAAGCAGGAAGCCGCUACGCAGUGGCAGCUCUGCAAUUAUUCAUGGACUGGUUCGUGGAUCCAGAUGACUCUAGAUCAUCAAAAAGUAGGACAAGAGUCGUUCCGUCGAGUGUCUGCGGGACAGGUCCAGCACUGCCAGAUUGACUUAACCCACGACGAUCAGAUGGGCAGCGACAGCACCUAG
Molecule: messenger RNA, 270 nt
Organism: Peronospora matthiolae
Lineage: Eukaryota; Oomycota; Peronosporomycetes; Peronosporales; Peronosporaceae
Source: the annotation of a GenBank genome assembly